This is a messenger RNA of Colletotrichum truncatum, 105 nucleotides long. NCBI's taxonomy places the organism in Eukaryota, Fungi, Ascomycota, Sordariomycetes, Glomerellales, Glomerellaceae. The record is from RefSeq and is a predicted model, not a curated record.
AUGGAUGAAACUGGUAUUCUAGAAGGCAGAGGAUCAAAUGGAUUAGUUCUUGGAUCAUCAGAAACUCGCUCUAUUCGAAAGAAACAGCCUAGGUCUCAGGCUUAG